This is a messenger RNA of Linum tenue, 1326 nucleotides long. Lineage: Eukaryota; Viridiplantae; Streptophyta; Magnoliopsida; Malpighiales; Linaceae. The record is from the annotation of a GenBank genome assembly.
UCUCUAGUCGGGCUAAAUUCCAGCCUCGAAUCGAGUCUUCUCGGUUACACCUCCUUCUCCGAUCGGGUUCACGUCCUGAUCACUGAUACCGCUGCCGAGCUCACCGCUCUCGAUUCGUCGACGGCCGUUUCUUUUGUAGGUGGACGAGCGAAAGAGCAGGCAUUGGCAGAGGAGCUUCCGGCGCUGGCAAAGGAGGUUGCCAGAGUGAAGAUAGUUCGAGAUUAUGCUGGUUUUGACACAGAGAGGGUGUGGUGCUUCUGCUUGUAUAAGCCAGAGUUCAAUUUUGCUCUCGUCUACAAGAUUACCAGGGACUAUGUUGACACUAUGGAUGAAUUGUUACAACCUCUUGUUGAUAAAGCUAGACUAGUGGCCGGGGAAGACAGGAACCUCGAGAAAUUCUCAUCUCUAUAUGUUUUCUGUGAUCGGCCGGAUUGGCUUGAUUUGUGGGCAGAAAUAGAGUUCAGUGACACACUUGAAAAGUUAAAAGCCGAAGCAGAUGAUGAGCGGAAAUGGAAAGCGAAAGAUAAAAGAGCUGGAGAGAUAUUCAGGAAGGAGUGGGUUGAGAAGAUAUCAACAGUUGUUUUGAGGGGAUUUGAGGCUAGCUGUCAAGAAUACCUGAAAAACAAAAGGCAAUGGCAGGAGAAGAGGGAAGACGGCUGGAUGGUGUCAAGAUAUUUAGUUGGUGCUCUAGAUUAUUUACAGACAAAGAUGGCAGUCACGGAGGAAAAUCUGAAUCGUAUAGAUUUUGUCAGUGUGUGGAGAAGUUUAGCUUCUGGGAUUGAUCAUGCACUCUUUAAUGGCAUUUUUAUGAGCAGUGUAAAGUUCUAUGAUAGUGGUGUUGAAAGUCUUAGCAACGACUUGGAGGUCCUCUUUGGGGCAUUUAGGGCUUGGUGUCUAAGACCACAAGGAUUUUCCCCCAAAUUAAGUGAGGGCUUGAAGUUGUUGAAGAUGAGGAGGAAGCAGCAUAAUUUGGGAUUAACCGGAGAUGAUAAUUGGAUGAAAGAGAACGGAGUCAGGCACAUGACUGUUAGUGAGGCAAAGAAGAUGCUAAAAAAUUCUGAAGGCUCUCUGUCUCAUUAUGACGAAUGGUCGUUGCCUUUACUAUCAGCUGUCCCCUUCAUUGGAAGGACCACGAACAUGGGAGUGCAUCAUGUUUCAGUUUCAAUAUUUGGUCCUGAGCUUCUGUUUCAGUUUCAACAGUUGGUUGGGUACUCUUUCGCUUUGCACAAUUGGAAGAGGGUUGCCAGCAGAAAAGUCGGCAAAGUGAAGUUGAUUGAGCAGAGAGCAAAAUGCUACCACUCGCCGGUCACUCUGGUUGCACAAUAA